AUGAAGUCGAUCUUGAUAAUUGCUGCCCUCUUUAUUGCUCAAUAUUGUAAGUCAUCGUACUUAGACUGAUACGACUCUUAAGCCAUUUUCUUAUCGGCCUGUAAAAAUGUCAAAACUGACCUCUAUUCCUAAAUUCUUUUAUAAUUUCAGACGCUUUCACAAUUCCCCUUCCCUUUGGCGGUAUCAAUAUUGAUAAGAACGAGCGAGGAGAGACUUCCGUUGACACUUUUAGCAACCUCAAUUUCUUUGGCUACGGUGCCAACACCGGCCUCAAGGUCAAGGGCGGAAAUGGAGGAUUGACGUUGGAACGUGAGUAAAAAUCAUAAGUUUUUGCGGAUUGAUAAGGUGACAAAACAAGGGAAAUGCUGAGUAAUAUUGACUAGGAUCUCCAAAUCAAUUUUUAACACCAAAAAAUUUCCGGAUUACGGUAGAAAAACGCUUGAAAAUUCAUUUAAAACAGUAAUAUAAAUUUUUCAGCCAGAAAUGAAAUCUUGGUGAAAAACAAAAACUAUGGAGUCAACUCGACCUUCGGAUUCGAAAAGCAAAAGGGAAUUGCCAUCGACAGUGACGUCAGCGCCGGAGACAAUACCUUCCAUGUAAGUUGUGGGGCAAAAGGCGGUUGUCAAACUGCGAUAAGCCAUUUUAGUAUGAUCCGGUAAAUGUAUUGGCAAUUCGCCAAAAAAAAAAGACUUGCAAAAAACUUUUUGUCAGAGAAGGAAUGGGGAAUUUUCGGGGCGAAAGAGUACGUUUUGCACCUCUUUUCUCUGACUUCUCAGUGAAAUCAAGGCGGAGUGUACAAAACCGAUAUCGAGGGGACUAUUCCGGUCAUCGAACUCCUCAUUUUUACGUGUGGCAGUCUUUGCAUUUUAUGACCACAAGUGCCAUUUGCCAAAAUAUACCAAAUUUAUAGCUCCCACUCUUUAGAACACGUCGAGAUUUUUUAUUAAAAAUUAUACAGCUUGAGCUCUUUCUGAAGCUUUAAGGGGUAUAAAUUUAAAGCUGAAUGAUUAGUGAGGGGUACAACAUCUCCGAAAACGAUUAUAUAUAUUUUGAUCAUAAAACACAAAGCCUUAAAAUAUAAACUUAAUUCGAACUACCAAGCGUCUGAUUGAUGAGAAAUUGUUUCAAAAUUUGGGCUCUACUCUGUCUAGGCGUCAAAAACACUUUGACCGAUAUUUUUGUUCUUUUUAUAUUUUGUUGACAUUUGCGAGCUAUCAAGACCUUUUAAUUAGCAAGUACAUUCGUCCUAACAGUUAGAAUUGAUCUCUGCAUUUGUUUCGAGCCUUUCAUUAUUAAAAUUUCCGACACAUUUGCAAGCUACAGUAAAAUCGGUGGAGUCAUCGUCUAUUUUAAAUAAUUGAUUCCCAAACAAAAGGUCGAUUCUAUUUCCUAAACACAAAAUUUCCGUUUAUAGUUACCAUCACCAUCAACAAUUCAGAGCUUUACACUCGAAAAAAAUUUAUCGGAAAAACAAAUACUUUUUACACUCAAAAAAAAGAAGCGUCACUCAUCGACAGACACCUGUUUACGAUUUCCAAUGCAUGAGUGGCGAAAUCAAUUGGGCAGAUUGGACGCAAGGUCGGAUAAAGCAGUAUAGUAUCACCCACAUAGUUGAAUAUUAAAGCAGAAGGGAACAGGGAUGCAAAUGUGGAAAUGUUAGUGGUGGUGAAAGGAAGUACCGGGGAUAGCGAACAUUUUUUGGAAAAAACAGAAACUAUUUUUACACUCUUUAAAAAUUUAUGGUCGGUUUGUAAUGAAAGGUGAUGAAUUUAGCCCACAUCAUUGGCCUAUGCCAAACAUGGAAUCCCCAGAAUUUUGCCAAAAAAUUGUAGGCAAAAUCGAGAUAGUUCAAUUGAUUUCUCACUCCAAAAAUUGCUCAAAUCCACAUAUAUAAAUACAUAUAUAAAUAUGAAAAAUUUCUCUCAUGACUAUUCAUUUUCAGGGAGGUCUCGGCAAAGAGAAUCGUUUCAUCAACGAGAUUGGCCAAGCCGCGCAGCAAAAGGCCGCACAACGCAAACCUCUUCCGCCUUCAGUCGGCACCACUCAAUAG
Bursaphelenchus xylophilus (pine wood nematode) is the source of this 2050-nucleotide messenger RNA. The record is from the annotation of a GenBank genome assembly. NCBI's taxonomy places the organism in Eukaryota, Metazoa, Nematoda, Chromadorea, Rhabditida, Aphelenchoididae.